AUGUUCGAGUUUGGUGAAGCAAUUUCCAUAACUCAUCUGGCUUAUUUGGUAUUCCAAUCUGUUUUCCAAGUCGUUAUAAUAUGUUUGGCAGGUUUUUGGAGUGCCUACAUGGGUCUACUACCUAAACAAUCUCAAAAAGUAGUAUCUUUAUUAAAUGUAGAUUUAUUCACUCCAUGUCUAAUUUUCAGUAAAUUAGCAAAAUAUCUAUCAUUAGCAAAAAUAUUGGAAAUUUCAAUUAUACCGUUAUUUUUUGCACUAAGUACAAGCAUUUCAUACAUUUCAGGGAGAUUCAUUUCAAAUAUAUUAAAACUAGACGUCGAUGAAACAAACUUCGUCGUAGCUAACUCGAUUUUUGGUAAUAGUAAUUCUUUACCGGUGUCCUUAACUUUGUCUUUAGCAUACACUUUGCCAAAUUUAACUUGGGAUCAAAUUCCUGAUGAUAAUAGAAAUAAUGUGGCAUCUCGUGGUAUUUUAUAUCUAUUAAUCUUCCAACAAAUUGGUCAAAUGUUGAGAUGGAGUUGGGGUUAUAAUAAAUUAAUGAAAUGGACUGGUGAGAAUCAUCAUCAUAUGCCUCAAUCACAAAUUCAAGCACAUCUAGAGGCUUCAAGACAAAAUGCAAACCCUUAUUCGGACGAGGAUGGUGAUGAUAAUGGAAAUGCAGAAGAUGGCAUAAACGAUUUGAUAGAUGCAGGACAUCAAAAUGGUCUAAAUUCAGUUUUAUCAAGAAUUGGUAAUAAUUUUAUCAAAUUCGUUAACGUUGUUAGAUCAUAUUUGAACCCGCCUUUAUAUGCAAUGAUCAUUUCUGUUAUUGUCGCAUCUAUCCCUUCUUUACAAAAUGAAUUGUUCAUGGAAGAUAGUUUUAUGAAUAAUACUUUCUCUUCUGCCAUUACACAAAUCGGUUCUGUCUCAAUUCCAUUGAUUUUAAUCGUAUUAGGCUCUAAUUUAUAUCCAUCAGAUGACACCUUCCCAAGAACCCACAACCACGAUAAAAUUGUCAUGGGUGCUCUAAUAGGUAGAUUGAUACUUCCAUCGUGUAUUUUGCUACCAAUAAUCACUAUUUUGGUCAAAUAUAUUAAAGUCAGUAUUUUAGAUGAUCCUAUCUUUUUAAUUGUGGGAUUCUUACUGACUGUUUCACCACCAGCAAUUCAAUUAACACAAAUUACACAACUUAAUGAAUUUUUUGAAGCUGAAAUGGCAAGUGUAUUAUUCUGGGGUUAUGUCGUCUUCAGUUUGCCAGUUAGCAUAAUUGUUAUAACUGCUGCUAUAUACGUUUUACAAUGGGCUGAUAGCUAG
Messenger RNA from Vanderwaltozyma polyspora DSM 70294, 1293 nucleotides. RefSeq lists its product as uncharacterized. The coding region runs from base 1 to 1293 and encodes 430 amino acids. The transcript has a single exon. Lineage: Eukaryota; Fungi; Ascomycota; Saccharomycetes; Saccharomycetales; Saccharomycetaceae. Gene Ontology annotation, biological process: transmembrane transport. Gene Ontology annotation, cellular component: endoplasmic reticulum; membrane. The record is from RefSeq and is a predicted model, not a curated record.